Messenger RNA from Pomacea canaliculata, 6267 nucleotides. RefSeq names its product mucin-2-like. The transcript has a single exon. Bases 1905 to 4346 code for a protein of 813 amino acids. The record is from RefSeq and is a predicted model, not a curated record. NCBI's taxonomy places the organism in Eukaryota, Metazoa, Mollusca, Gastropoda, Architaenioglossa, Ampullariidae. Gene Ontology annotation, molecular function: protein binding.
UGAUCAUUGCGGGUAGCUCAUCCUACUUAGCCAACAUUCUGCGGCGCCUUCAGAAUCACAUUCCAGCGUCGAGAUCAACUUUUUGUAGCGUCCAGACCAAUAUCUUCCCUCGUCGAGUACAUUAUACUGAAAUUAAUUUUUUCCAAUGCCGACACUAACAUAUUAAAGCGCGAAGAACAUUACUUUCGAAUGACAAGAACAUUUGCCGACGCCGAAAUCAACUUUUCCCCUCAGCGUAGACAUGAAAAUUGUCUAUCACUGAGGUAUAUAUAACUUUAAAAAAUUAAAUAGGCGUGAUUCCUUUUAUGACCAAAUUUUCCAAACCUGAUGACAAAGACCAAACACAUUGCAAGAUUGAAAACGCUCCAUGCAGCAACUAAUGUUUUCGCUAAAUCUUAUUGUGUGGGUCUUUCGCUGCACAUCGUGUACGCGGGGUACGCGCACCUCCACUACAUCAGAUGCGAUCUCAACCCGAAAAGCAAUCCACAUCGAAGUACUUUCUUAUCUCUAACAGGGUGGGGGAGCGAUGGCAGCCUGGGUCACCCUAAGCGUCUACAGAAGCUCGUGCUGGCCUCCCUGCGUCCCCUCCCCUCCUCCAUGUGCACACACACACAUACACACGCACAGGUAGAGAAAACCGCGUUAUAUCCGCCAUAUAAGAGCAGUCAAUCCUUUGAUACCGUUUGAAAAAAACUGUUCUUUUCUCGGAUUGGUUAAAUCAUCACUGCAGAGGGGUGGAGAGAGGAAAUGGCCUCUUGGUCUCAUUGGUUAGAUUAGAUGAGACAACUGCCCACUUGAUGAAUCAUCUACUGGAUGUGGCGGGUGCACACAACUGCAGAGCAAUGUUCCACAAACGCUAUCUCCUCCCCGUUCGUUGUAAUUCAUUCCCCGCCCGCCCCCAUCUUUCUCGUUCUCUUCCACCCAACGGUAAGUUGACAGCUGAGACAUUGCCACUUUCGUGUUUGUUCUUUGAUAAAAUAAUGAAUAGGUGCAUCGAGAAUAUGUACCCCGAAUGACGUAGUCAUCUGACCCACCCGCCAAACACUCCUCCCACCGUCCAGUAUAAAGCCUGAUAAGUUUCCAGACUCCCCACUUUCCAAAACUGUCGUUGAGAACAAGCAUAGAAAAAACCGCUGCGGAACAAACGGCACAAUUUAACUGAAGCUGUUGAUGAGCAACGAAUGUAAGACCUUCUGCUGAAAGUCUUGUCAAGAAAUAUUCCACUGAAUUUUUUAUUUAAAAAAAAAGAUAGCAGGAAGCUAUCCUCAACCUAUCUGAGACUGUUUUACUUUCACUGGAUUUUAAGAAAAGAAAAAGCUCUUCCCACAAAGAGGCUCGGCGACUGCUUUCCAAACACGGACCUCCUGAAAGACGAGAAAAAAGUCAUCUGUGGCUACAAUCGGUAGACAUAAGAUUUUGUUUAAUUCACCGAAUAUAUCCCAAAACAUGGGAUGUCUAAAGGUUUUCUUCUUCACUCUGCGCCAUCUACUUCUGAUAAUAAUGUUCCACGACAGCAACUACAUCACAUGUCAGCAGACACCCUGCACACAAGGAUGCGAUUGUUCCAGACCAAAUGAAAACAACUGUAUCAACACAACAGUUUGUCCGAAAGACGUAGAUGUCAGCGCCACUGUCCUCAGACUCACAGGCAGUUCGUGCGGCAACACCAUCGACAGGACACACUUACAGAAGCUGACCAGUCUCGUAACCUUGGAGAUCAGAAGCAGUCCUUACCAAGUGCUGGGGGACAGAGCUUUCGCUGACCUGCCGCUCACCACGCUAGUGAUCAGGGAACUGCCAUCACCACACUGCAGGCAGGAAGCUUGUCUAACCUCAACCACCUCAAUAAGCUAGACCUCUCUAACAACCUCAUCGACGUCAUCAGCGAUAAUGUUUUUCAGGACAUGGCGGCACUUACUAACCUCCUGCUGGUCGGAAAUCGAAUUACCUCCCUGUCGGACAACGUGUUCCAUGGAUUGUCUAACCUGAUGAUCUUAGACCUCACUAACAACAGUAUCAGUCAUCUUCCACCUGGCUGUUUCAGGCCGCUCGGGAAGUUAAUGUCACUUAAGCUCAGCUACAACAACAUUCAGCAGCUCCCAGACAGAUUUCUGACAGGUGUCCCAAUGAGAACCCUUAUCGUAGACCACAACCGCCUCACCUACAUCGGCCCUGAAGCCUUUACCAACUCCCAUCUCCAAGCCUUUAACUUGGACUACAACCAGCUCACAGAUUUUCCCACUGAGGCUCUACAUAAAAUCACCGUUAGCAAUGGCGUCAUCUCGCUUGGACACAACGUCAUCACCAAGCUGACCAGAGGAGACGUGGCCAACUUCAGUAUAAGGAACCUCGACUUGACCUCUAACCCCCUCAAGGUGGUGGAGGACGGGGCUUUCACCGGAAGCACCAUCACCAACCUUAUCAUGAACGACACGCCGCUGACCACGUUGCCCGACUCCAUGAGCACUAUGCUGACAUCAACCACGCUCAGUCUGAGGGGCGUGACGGGCUGGGUCUGCGACUGUGACGCCAUCUGGUUGGCCCGCUUCUUUGCCUCCAGCACCAAAAGCACCGGCCCCGUGUGCGACACCGGAAAAAACCUGACCGCCUCACUCGCUGACCUGGAGGCCACGUGUACCACCACCACCUCUACCACCACGCCGUCAACUACAACCACGACAGAAACAUCAAGUACAGCUGCCACAUCGCCAAGUACUACUAUAAUUACUACUAUGCCGACAACGUCAACCACCUUUACAACAUCUACAACAGCAUCAAGUACAAAGGGAACGUCUCCAACUAUUACAACCACAAUUACUUAUCCAGCAACGUCCGCCACAACUACCCCAACGCAAACAGUUACACAAACAGCGUCUACAACGACUACUGCAAGUUCUAGUGCCCUGCCGACCUCGUCAACCACACCUACAACAACGACCAUCACGACAGCGACAUCAACACCAACGUCUACAAGUUCGACUACGAAACUGUCAACAAUGUUCACCACCCCGACGACCAGUGCAACAGAGACAACUCAAACAACGACCUACAGUAGUUCCACGACAUUCAGCACCGCCACAUCAAGCACCUCAGCAGCUCAAUCAACCGUCGUUAACUUGUCUAUGCCACCUGUAACAGCUAUCACAUUCCCAACGACCUCCAUCACAUCCACUACCACAACCCCCACUACGUCUUCGUUAACAUCCCUUACAACUGCUUCAACUGAUAAACCGAAUGCAACAUCAGGAUCGGUUACGCAAAAGCCGUCUAUGGACACCACAAAUUCGUCACCAAUCACCACCAGUUCAUCACCAACAACAUCCUCUUCGACGCCGCUGACGUCCUCUGGUCAUGUGACUCCUGGGGUCCAAACACAGCUUUUAUCAUCAGCAACCACCAUGACAGCCUCAGAAUCGACCACCACUCAAGUGAUCUCCACGUCACAGACGGCGACAACAGCGACCGCAGGAAGACAAUCCCCACAGACGACCGAGUCGACGUCAACAACAACAGUCGUCCCAACAACUCGCGCAAGCCCUCCUGCCACGACGACAGCUACAACCACACCUCCAACAACAACAACGCUAGAAACAACUUCAGCAACAUCAAGCACAUCUACACCAUCGCUCACAAAAGCGCAAGGAACAUUAGCCAAUCAGAACACCAUAGCACCCACUACACAGCCUCCACCACCAGUUCAAACUGUCCAGCCACCCAUUACACAGCCACCCACCCCUGUCCCAACUGCCCAGCCACCCAUUACACAGCCCCCACCUCCAGUCCAAACCGCCCAGCCACCCAUUACACAGCCACCAACCCCUGCCCCAACUGCCCAGCCACCCGUUACACAGCCACCAACUCCUGUCCCAACUGCCCAGCCACCCGUUACUCAAGCUCCAAUCGCCUCUCAGAGCCAGCAGCCUACCCCUUUCUCCGGCUCGUCCAACAACAACCGCGACGAGCCGAAUAAAGACAACAGCGGCGGCACUAGCAGCGCACAGGUCAACGCCAACGACGGCCUCAACCUGGGCUACAUCACCGGGAUGGUCAUGGGCCUGGCCGCCCUCAUCUCCGUCGCGGUGCUGGCCAUCUGCGUUAUCCAGAGCCACAAGGCCAACGUCGUGCAUCCUAGCAACGCCGCGCCUGCGCAGAAGGAAGAAACCUCCCAGCCAAAGAAAAAUGUCCGGAGACGAAGCAGCGCCCGCCAUGAGGAGUCGGACAAGAACAACGCCGACAGCAGCGACUAUGGACAGCACUCGGAUUCCAACAGCCAGCGCUGGACACGUAGGGAACGGAAGGUGAUCCCUCCCUACCCGCGCCCGACGUGGCUGGACAACCCAGUCUGAGGUCAGGCAGGGAGGGCAGGACAGACUUGGUCACUGAUGCUCUCUUAUAGUAAGCUUCUCUUACCACAAUAAACUUGCCUCAUGAUCAAAUCACAUGACUGUAGAACUAUGUUGCCACAUGACUAAUAUCAACUGACUAACUGAACAAUUCGCAGAUUCCUUAUUUGAUUUAUUGUUUUAUAAAUAACUUUAAUAGUAGUUCUUUAAAACUGUUUCUCUGACAUGUGAAAAAACUAAGGUAGAAAGAGGAAAGGUCUAGGAAUUUUCAUGUGGAUACUUAUUUUCACCGCCAUCGCCAUUGCCUGUUAGGUCCUACCACAACUGGAGCCUGCUGCGAGCGACAGAGCGAUGUGUGAUAAACUGCAGGCAGUUAUACUGUGAUAAAGCCACUUGUGAUAAAUGUUCAGUCUUUCGAAACCUGCUAGCCAUCCAAAGAAUGUUCUUACAGUCCACGAACCUCAAGCCCCUACCUUUCAGAAAAAAGACGAUAAAUUAGUUGCCGACAGCAGACUCAAAGGACAAUUGUCGCUCUACAACGAAAAUUGCAGUGGACUCUGUCUUUUCUUUUGAAUUUUUUACAUUUACAAUCAAAGUUUUUAAAAACUGAUAACUUGAUAUGGUGUCGUGUUACAUCUUUUAGUCGUACUUUAUAAAGAAAACUGUUUUCUCUACAAUUUUCAGUGUGCUUUCGGAAAAUUAGCUAUUACUGCAUAUGUAUGUUUUAUAUAUAUACAUAUUGUGAUCCAUGCCCUGUGGUUGAUAAUUAUAUGCUGUCUGUUAAAAACAUCUAUGGGUAAUUAAUUUGUGUAACUUAACUAUGGCUGUCGAGGUAAUUAUUGUUUUCUCCAAUUAUGUAUAGACGCUAACAAAAUUUUUGACAAGACUGUUUGUGGAAAAAAAUGUCCAUUUCUGAUGACAGUUUAUCAAUGUCAAUUGUUAAUUAUAGACAGUUUAUAAUCUACAGACGCGAAUGGUUGAAUGUUCUCCAUCAGUCUCAAUGAAUGCCUUUUAUUGUUAUUACUUUUGUUGUUUUUGUUGAUUUUUGAAACUAUAGAAAUUCAUGCUAAAUAUUUUCAGGCUACUGUCUACUUUUCUUCUGGCGAGGUCUUCGUGUCUCAGCCCGUCAAGGAUCAGUCAGAGACCUAAAUGCUCUCUAAAAAAAAUCUCCAGAAUCGUUAAGUUUAUUUUUCGACUCGUCAUCGUCAGAAGCGUCUCUGUGAUCGUUGCUAACGAACUACUAGCUGUUCAUGAUUAGCGUCUAGUCUAUGAACGACACAACUUUUCGCCGGCUUCGCAUCCAAUCAGAUAUCCAGCGCGUUCCUCGUAAAUCAUAAGCUCAUUUCAUUAAUACUCAAAUACAUCUGUCAGUGAGGGCACACGCUUGUCUGUGUUUAUCUCUUGUCGAAGCCAAAAGGUCAAAGGUCCAGACCAAAUAGCUUCGUAGCACUAGGUUUCCGGCACGACGUCUGGUGUCGCCACUAUCGUCCCUUCUCUCACCCCCUCAAUCAUCUGCCCUUCUUGCCACACUGUAGGUCUGUAGCUGUUCACCAGUUUUACUAACAGCAAACGUUUCUAUUGAUUCAUGUGUUUAAACGUUGUUUUUAUUACAUAAGGUAUCUUAUAAUGCCACUGGAUGUCUUAAACGCGAUUAUUUCUACUUCAGCCUUUUAUUUAUUGCUGCCAAUAUUCGAAUGUAUUGACAUAUUGUUAAUAAUUUUUCUAACGUUCGCUGACUUUUAUUCGUGGACAACCGAUUUAUUUUCUGUUACUGUUGUGUUGAGUACGAAGAAUGUUUUGUUGCUGUGUUAACAUGCUUAUUCCGUCCUUUGAAAAAAAUGGUUUUCCUUUCAUUCUGUGUUUGAUGCCAUGUUAUUGUUGUCACAAAAACAAUGAAAAAAUAAUAAAUGUCUAAAUUAAACAA